Messenger RNA from Fundulus heteroclitus (mummichog), 8605 nucleotides. Its product is annotated as glutamate receptor, ionotropic, delta 1a. NCBI's taxonomy places the organism in Eukaryota, Metazoa, Chordata, Actinopteri, Cyprinodontiformes, Fundulidae. Gene Ontology annotation, biological process: modulation of chemical synaptic transmission; synaptic transmission, glutamatergic; monoatomic ion transport. Bases 7 to 2985 code for a protein of 992 amino acids. The record is from RefSeq and is a predicted model, not a curated record. The transcript is spliced from 16 exons. Gene Ontology annotation, molecular function: transmitter-gated monoatomic ion channel activity involved in regulation of postsynaptic membrane potential; glutamate-gated receptor activity. Gene Ontology annotation, cellular component: plasma membrane; postsynaptic membrane.
GAGCUGAUGAACCAGGGCAUCCUGGCGUUGGUCACGUCGACAGGCUGCGCCUCGGCCAGCGCCCUGCAGUCCCUGACGGACGCCAUGCACAUCCCCCACCUGUACAUCCAGAAGAACAGCGACGGCUCUCCCAGGACCGCCUGCCAGUUCAACCCCAGCCCCGGUGGGCAGCGCUACACGCUGGCCGCCCGGCCGCCCGUACGCCUCAACAACGUCAUGCUGACGCUGGUGGAGGAGCUUCGCUGGCAGAAGUUCAUCGUGUUCUACGACAUCGAGUACGAUAUCCGCGGCCUGCAGGGCUUUCUCGAUCAGACAUCCCGUCAGGGUGUCGAUGUCGCGUUGCAGAGGGUGGACAGGAACAUUAGCAAAGUCUUCACCAACCUGUUCACCACCAUGAGGACUGAGGAGCUGAAUCGCUACCGGGACACGUUACGCAGAGCCAUCCUUCUGCUCAGCCCACAGGGGGCGCACACGUUCAUCCAGCAGGCAGUGGAAACAAAUUUGGCCUCCAAGGACAGUCACUGGGUGUUUGUGAACGAGGAAAUCAGUGACACAGAGAUUCUGGAGCUGACCCACAGUGCACUGGGCCGGAUGACUGUGAUCCGACAGAUUUUCCCGCUGUGGAAGGACAGCAGCACCCGGUGCAUGAGGCAGAACCACCGGAUCUCCUCGCUGCUGUGCGACCCGCAGGAAGGAUACCUGCAGAACCUGGAGGUGUCCAACCUCUACCUGUACGACAGCGUGCUGAUGCUGGCCAACGCUUUCUACAGGAAGCUGGAGGACAGGAAGUGGCACAGCAUGGCAAGCCUAAACUGCAUCAGAAAGUCCACCAAGCCAUGGAACGGAGGCUGGUCAAUGCUGGAGACCAUUCAGAAGGGGAACAUCACAGGUCUGACAGGAACAAUGGACUUUAAGGACAGCGGCUCAAACUCCCACGUCCAGUUUGAGAUCCUCGGCUCCAGCUUCAGCGAGACCUUUGGCAAGGACAUCAAAAGACUGGCGACAUGGGACUCGGUGCACGGACUUAACGGCAGUCUGAAGGAGAGUCGGAUAGAGAACGGGAUGCAGGGGCUGACAAUUAAAGUGGCCACUCUGCUGGAGGACCCUUUUGUCAUGGUGGCAGAGAACAUCCUCGGGCAGCCCAAGAGAUAUAAAGGAUUCUCCAUUGACGUCCUAGACGCCCUCGCUAAGAUCCUGGGCUUUAAAUAUGAGAUCUACCAGGUUGCAGACAGCAAGUAUGGCUCGCAGCUUCCCAAUGGCUCAUGGAAUGGGAUGAUUGGGGAUCUCAUUAAUAAGAGAGCCGACCUCGCUGUGUCAGCCAUCACCAUCACACCGGAGCGGGAAAAUGUGGUUGACUUCAGCAAACGUUACCUUGACUACAGCGUCGGUAUCCUUCUGCGAAAACCAGAAGAGAAGAUCAAUAUCUUCUCCCUGUUUGCCCCAUUCGACCUGGCAGUAUGGGCCUGCAUUGCUGCUGCUAUCCCGGUGGUGGGAGUGCUCAUCUUCCUGCUCAACAGGUUGCAGGCCCUGCGCUCUUCCUCCCAGAGUGCACCACCAGGUCAUCUAUCCAAUGGAGUUGGGUCGGGCACUCUCCACAGCGCCAUCUGGAUUGUUUAUGGGGCAUUUGUUCAGCAAGGAGGUGACGGUGUGGUCGGCUCAGUGGCGCUGAGGAUAGUCAUGGGCAGCUGGUGGCUCUUCACACUCAUCGUGUGUUCAUCGUACACCGCCAACUUGGCAGCGUACCUCACAGUGUCACGCAUGGACCAUGCCAUACGAUCAUUCCAGGACUUGGCGAGGCAGAUCGACGUGGACUACGGCACGGUGAGAGACUCCGCUGUCUAUGACUACUUCAGGAAUAAAGGAACCAACCCUCUGGAGCAGGACAACACGUACGCAGAGCUGUGGAGAACCAUCAGCAAGAACGACGGCAUGGACUACUCUGUGUCCAGCCCGUCAGAAGGCAUUCGCAAGGCAAAGAAGAGUCCCUACGCCUUCCUGUGGGACAUGGCGGUGCUGGAGUAUGCGGCGCUGACAGAUGAUGACUGCACCGUCACCGUUUCAGGAAACAGCAUGAGCAGCAAAGGCUACGGCAUCGCCAUGCAGCAUGGCAGCCCCUACAGAGACCUCUUUUCUCAGAAGAUCUUGGAGCUACAGGAGAAAGGCGACCUGGACAUCAUGAAGCAGAAGUGGUGGCCUCGUACCGGCCGCUGCGACCUGAGCAGCCACGCCAGCGCCCAUCCCGAUGGCCGCUCCCUUAAGCUGCACAGCUUCGCUGGUAUCUUCUGCAUCCUGGCCGCCGGCCUCCUGCUGGCUUGCCUGGUGGCUGGCUUGGAAGCGUGGUGGAACAGCAACCGCUGCCGGCAGGAACAGCCCAAAGAGGUCACUAAGGAUUACAGACUGGCAAGGGUUUCUGGUCCAUUGACAUAUAAUGACAUUACAACUGCUUCAUCGGAGGGGAGGAGGGACAUUUGGACAGACAGAGAGAGAGGCUGGGAUGAAGCAGAAGCAAUUGAUACAGGACAAGGAGGUGAAUCUGGAACAGGUGCAUCGUCGUAUGAACAGUCUUUUGGACGAGGACUUGGCCCACAAGCAGAUCCCAGGUCCCUCUAUCGAGAUCUCUGCGCUGGACAUCGGCAGCAUGCAGCCCAGCCAGGCCUCUCUGGGGCCGGGCCCGGAGUCUGUGCGGGACUACCCGCCCUCGGCUCUCACUGUGACCACCUACCUGCCCGGGGAGGGACCCCCACCUCCCCCUCUUCCCCAUCCUCACCAUGGGGGGACCCUAGGCAGGACACUGCCCCCGUCCCAGGGCCCUGGCAGCACCACGUUGCCCCCGCACCACCCUCUCAGCAGCACCAGCCUCAGCGGCACCAUGCAGUGCAAACACCGGGCCCCCAACGGGGGGCUCUUCCGGCAGAGCCCUGGCAAGACACCCAUGCCACUGUCCUACCAGGCAGUCUCCGCAGGACCCAUACCCGAAGCCAUUGAUCCCAGCCACAGUACAUCCAUAUAGAGACAGGAUGGGAAGGGGGGGAGGGGGGGGGUCUCGGACAGGGUUGGGGUGGUCGGUCUGGACGUUGUCCAGGUCGGCAUGUGAGGUGGGUUGGGCAGCUUUAGAAGGGAAAAACACAAAUGUAUAAAUUAAAAACAUUUUGUAUCCUACCAUCAGUACAGAACAGAUGUUUAAAAGAAAACAAACUGGGUGGGGGGGAGGGGGCGAGGGUUGCAGGCGGGCUGCAAUGUUUCUGUACAUAUCUGUAAAUAUCAAGACAACGAGUGAGGUCAAAGUGUAUUUUGAAUAUUCUCAAUUUUUGAAGUUGAGUUAUAAAAAAAAAAAAAAAAGAUAAAAAAUCUAUAUCUAUACAUUGAUGAAACGUUCUGACUGUUUGAAUGGCUUUGUAAAUUUUGUUCAAUUAAAACAAUGACGCGGAUUUCAUUGUGAUUGUUUUCUAAGUGCCGAAAUUAAACGAUGUCUCUCUACAACUCAUCAGUGUAAACGACCACCCAUGAUGCACUGCUUUGGGGACAUUGUAGUGUUGGACACCUACUGUUAUGCACCUCUGUACCAAACCUACGUAUAUCUAUCAUACCUUCAGAAGCAUCUGAUGGAAAUAAUUCUUGUUUUUCCCCCCCCAUUUGUAUUAUUAGAAAAUAGACUUGCUUUUUUUUUCCAAAGCUGUCGUCUGCAUCUGUUCUUUUUCGUUAGACCCAAUGUAAACGGUGUUUGUAUGAGGAAAAAUAUGUUUUUGUUUCACACAAAGCUGAAUGCAUACUUUAUAUGAACAUUUUCUAUUUGCCGUCAUUUUUAAAGACUUGAAUGAAAGGAAAAUCAGAGCAGGCAAGAGAGGACUUUGGGCUGUGAUCACACCGACAUUGCUCGUAAUUCAAGACGGAAACUGCUACUUCAUCGCAGACAUGGUUCAUUUUAUGUUGUUAUUCAGGGAAUCUGAAUUAGCAGAGAAAGGCAACAAAGUUGAGCUUUCAUAGCAUGAUCAAGGAAAUCAAUUAGUCAAAGGGAGCAUUUUAUUUUUUAAUUGCAGCUUAGAUAUGUUUAGAGAUUCACUGAUCAGUCUUUUCCCGGCUGAUAACAGAUUUUGGGUUGUCUUAGAGGCCAGUACUGAUUUUGACUUAUUCCAGUUUAAUUUAUUUUCUCUCAAGACCGACAUAUAAAGGGGAAGAAGAAAAUGCACUGCAGGUUCUUUGAUAGAGAUAUUAGAAAGAAAGUUAAAUGAAUCCAUAAAUCACGUCCCAAACUUGUAUCCUAUUUUUUAACUCAAAAUAUGCAUAAAAGAAUAUCCUGUUGGUUAUAUACCAAAACUGGUGGGGGUUCUUAGUUUUGAUGAAAUUAAUUAAUAAAACGGGAAUAAAAAUUAUUUUUCAGCAUCUGACCAAGUAAUACAUGAUCAGAGGCGAUUGUGGGGAAAUUGAUUUGUGCUUCUCUACAUAAUUUACAAGGGUAUGCUGCCAAAGGAUAAAGACAACAUACUGAUUUACCCCAACUCAUAGACAGUUUUGCCAUUUGCCAUUUUUUUUGUAACCCUGCUAAAAAGCAAUCAAAGUUAAGCAUCAGCUGUUAGCAUCUCCAAGUCAGCAACUGGGUUCGUUAAAAUGUUAUUUCCUCACAAGAGCUGCUGCUUUAAACCCUUCGUACCACAAUCCUGUCUGUGAAGGCCAGAGUUGCCAUUCGGUUUCUUCUCAUGGUCAUAGGAGAGUUUUAAUAGUGCCAACAUCUGACUGUUAGCUGCAUCCGGUUAUAAAAAGAGUACAAUGUUGUGAGUACGAGUGAUGAUUCCCUCAAUAUGCAUGAGAUGGUAUCAGAUUUUGACCUUAUGGCAACCUUGAGCAGAAAUAUACCUGUUCCAUGGUAUGACAGGCUUUGCACACGCAUAAAAUCAGCAUAUAAAUCAACAGCUGAAAUAGAACAACUGGAUCAAUUUGACUUUUGUCCCAUUUCAGUUCCAAGGAGCCGGAGUCUUGCGUGUUUUUGGACAGUUCCCUAAUUUAACACCCCUACAUCAAAUGAAUAGUUUAUUAGCUGGCCUUUCCCGAGCUAGAUGACAUGCUGGGAAAAGUAAUUCAGCAAUUUGGGUUGGAGCAGUCCAAUCUUGAAUCUGCUAAGCAUCUGUCAUUGAGGACUGGUAUUGGACAUCCCUGACCUAGAUACUUUUAUUUAAAACCAAACAGGGACAUGUAUUCCUCAUACAAAAAUAUGGAAUAUGUUUACAAAACUGUUGAAACAUUUAUUCAGAUUUUGAUACAUAGACUUAAGGAAAAGUAUAGAAUUGAAAAAAAUAAGGCAACAAUAUUAUACUCCUACUUUGUAGGAAAGCAUUAAAUAUUAUGUAGUAAUCUGCUCUGGCAGAACCAGCAGUCAGCUGCUUAACAGGGAGGCUGCUGGAAGCUUCCCCAAACUUUCGUGCUUUAGUAAGCAGGAUAGGCUCCUUUAGUUUCAACAUCAAACUGUUCUUCAUUGUAGAACACUUUGAUUCAAUUUGAUGCUACUCUUGGGUAUGCGUUGACCAGCAGUGAGCAGCAACAAGAGGGAGAAAGGCAGAGCUGGGUUCUGCUCCAUACAGACGGACAUAAUUCGGGUGUUUACGACCCCAUCACUAACUCGAGUGAAGAACUUUAAACGGUAGGAACAGUGUGACUGAAGUUUUUUUCUUUUUGAACCAUAGCUUUUUAAACAUUGGUAUUCGUUGCCAGACAACACCUAGUACAAAUGAUGCCUAAAGAGUUUCAAAAUCAAUCAUUUUAUUUUGAGUCAUCUUUUUUUCUGCUAAGUGAGGUCUUAAGACAAUUUUUGAGUUGUUCUUAGAACAUUGGUUUUCUUUUGGCAGUUUGUGAAACUAAUGAUUUACAGCUACAAAUUCUUCCACAUUUAUCCUUCAUUGAAAAAAAAAAAUCUAAAUAAAACACCAAACGGCAUAUUGUCUCACGGCACUUUAUGAAAUUGCCAGCGUUCAUUUCCAACCUGUAACUCCAGCCUUUUAAGAAUUGGGACACUUAUGAAUAACCCAUAAAAUGCCAAUUUCAGAUAACUGGAAAGUAGUUAGAUUUUUUUUUCCCCGAUCAAAUUUAGAUGCAAAACAGUUUCAACCCUUGUUUUUCCAUCACCUUCUCACUCCAAUAUGGCAAAGUUUAGCUUAUCUUAGAUCUUUAUCCAAAUGUGAAGCUUCAGUUUGGUUCAAACAAAUGGAACAGACAGCAAUGGUCAGUGUGAAUCCAGCCUAAGAAGUCUCUCACCUUUUGCUUAGUCUAUUUAAACAGAAUAUUAAAACAACAUGUUGUUUUUCCACAGGAGAAGUUAUUGUCACUUGUAUUGAGGUUUUUCUAUUGCAAAGCAGUGCAGUAGUUAUUCUUAUCAGGAGGGAGAGAACAAUGACAGAGGCCUCAUAUUCCCACUAGUCAUCCCUAAUGGGGUCCAUUAUCACCUGAGGGGAUGACGGAGGGCAUCAUUAUCCAAAGUGCAAUCACAGGCUCACGAUAGAAGCGAUUCAGCAGGUGCCAUACCCCAGCUGCUUGUGAAACAGAGGAAAUUUUACCAUGUUUGCUGAAUGUUUUCUUUUUUUUUUUCUCCUUUGAAUAUUAUAACGAGCCUCGAAAGAAAACUGUUUAAGAGGAAACAUAAAGCCCACACUUCACCCUGGCUUUUUUUUCUCCCCCCUUUUUUGCUGUCAUAAGUGCGAUUAAUGUGCAUUUAUGGGCCUAAUGAGUUUUGACUUCAUUUUCAUUUGCCAGAAUGGGCUGUUUGGACGCCUGCUGAUCACUCACAGCAGAGUUUUCAGGACAUUAGCAGCCAGAAAGCAGCAAGAAGCAGACCAACUCGCCUUUGACGGGUUUCCAUUCCUCACACCCUAAUGUGGAGAGAAGAAAUAAGGAGACUUUAACUCGCAGGAACGGAGGGCCUCAUUUCUGAAGAUGGGACAUCAGGUUUGAUCUUACUGCUACAGGAAAUAGUUUUAUACCACAUGACUAAAAGCAAGACGUUGUCUGUUCUGUUAAUGAUCGUGAUGUUAUUUAAACUGCUUCUUUCUUUCAAUGUUGUGUCCAAUUCUCCAUUUUGACGUGGUUAGGAUAUUCAGACGGAUUGCUGUUUGUAUCUAAGCUAUUAGCUUUUUUAGGAAACUAACUGAACUCUUUUGGACUCCCAUAAACACAUCUAUUUACUCUUCUUGCUCGAAUGUCCUUAAUCAACGCAGAAAAGUAUUCAAGCCAACAUGAAGAAAAAGUCUCAAGACAGUCCUUAAUCGGGUCAAAGGAUGACAAUCAUGUGUGAAAUGUGGUCAUUUCCACUCCGUUGUUCUCAUGGUUAAAUUGUGAAGUUAUCAGUUAGCUUGAAGAUAACCAAAUCGGAGCAAGUUAACGACUUAGGAAAAGAUGAUUAAAAGUAAAUUUGGGGAAAAAAAGUUUCAGGAAUUUGUUUUAAAAAAUAAUUUUUUUGAACCAAAUCAAAGUUUGAUGGUGUAAAGGUAAUGCUGAGAACAACUCAGGCUUUUCUGAAAGACUCAAAAAAAUACUUUUGAUUUGUUCAUAUCUAUGGGAUGUCUAAAUUUAAGAUGAAUGCCUCCUCAGGUAACCAGCACAUAACAUUGAAAAACUGUCAACACUUCCUCUUUUCAGAAGAUUCAGGAGUCAAAUUAGCACCCACACUCUGAUUUAAGGGUUGAUAUAUAUGUCUGUGUAGGCGAGUCACCUUAGACGAUGAUAAAAGAUUAGUUUAUUCUCCUUCUAUUCAGAUAAAGAUAGGAGGAAAGUUAUUUAUCACUUAAAUAUCCAUUCAGUUUUUGUAUACUUGAUGUUGCUGAAAAUUCAUUUAUUCACACAGGGAAAACAGCAGAUCUCUCUUCGCCGUUAUUCUUUUAAACAAGCCUUUUGUCCUUGUUGUUUUUCUUUCACUCAUACACUUACUGGCCACUUCCUUCAUGCGAUUUGAGUUUAGCCCAACCUUGGACAGAGGUCAUUUUACAAAAAUAUGGGCUACACACAGAGACAUCAUAAAGAGACCCUACCAGACCAUUGUGGCAGCUUUACGCCACGCAGGCAAACAGUAAAGCAGACUGGGAUGUAUGAUUUAGGUGCAAGUUAAUUAUUUGCACUGGAAUAACUGAUUGUCAGUGUGGCCACAAUUACAAAUAUCAAAUUUCAUCAAUCUCCCAAGAAAAAGAUUACUCCUUAUUGGAAAACAUUAGUUGCCAAUUUUAUGCCCAAGGACAGGGUGCACAAUGCACCCUGAUAAGAAACGAGAGCUCCUUCUCGGAUACUACAAGCCUCCUGUAGUAAGUGAGCUGUUGAAGUUUAUAAAAGGACAAUUAAAAAAUCCACACAAAGAAAGUGUGGCAUGUUUGUAAAGAUUUAAGGAGAAAGCCCUUUCUGGAUCAGUUUGCUUGGAACAGAUUUCACUAAAGUAGCAAAGUUUUGUCAUAGCAACACUGUGGUGGGGAGCAUCUGAAGCGUCUCCUGCAGCCAAAGGGUUUGGACAUUUCACAGUUGCUGACUGAACCAUGAACUCCUCUGUAUACCAAAUGAUUCUAGAGUCAAAUGUGAAGCCAUCUGUUUGACAGAUGAAACCAAUGAAUAACCCCCCCCCCCCCCCAAAAAAAAAAAA